Molecule: messenger RNA, 811 nt
Organism: Puntigrus tetrazona (Sumatra barb)
Lineage: Eukaryota; Metazoa; Chordata; Actinopteri; Cypriniformes; Cyprinidae
Exons: 5
Coding region: 3-695 (230 amino acids)
Biological process (GO): response to bacterium
Source: RefSeq, a predicted model, not a curated record
AAAUGUUACGCAUUGCAGCUGCAGUUUUAAUGCUCUUUGGUACGGGUUUCCUUCAAGAUAUGUUUUCGAUAGCAGCUAUACAGGUUCAUCCAAGACAAAGUGUCACGAUGUGGUGUGAACACAAUAUUUAUGUUUCUGGAAAUCUGUACUGGUUCAAACAAACAGACGGUGAAGUGCCCAUUGCUAUUGUGUGGAUGUUAUACACCCAAAGUCUUCAGAAAGUUGAGCCAAAUUAUUUCAACAAUUUCACAAAAGACCACAUGGUUAUGAAUCUGUUCAGCAAAAAUACCUCCCUAACAAUUAGUCGAGUGAAAAUGUCUGAUUCUGGCUUUUACUUUUGUGGAGAGGCAGGAUAUUACGUGAAAUUUGGCAACGGUACAAGCCUUCAAGUGAAAGAACAUAAGAAAUCAUCUUUAUCUACUGAGGAGUGUUCUGGAGACAUCUAUUUUAAACUGACCCUCCUGUUUGGUGGAAUCAUUUUUUUCACAUGUAUUAUUCCUCUUAUUUUGAUGAUUAUCAGGGAACACAGACGACAGAAGCAUAAAAAAGCCGUCUAUGAAAGUCGAGCGCAACAACGUAAUGACAAGAAAAAUGAUUCAGUGGUAUAUGCUGCUGUGCAUUUUUCAAACAAGAGACUCAAAACGGCAGGACGACAGAAAGUGGACACAACUGCUGUUCACGCUGAUACUAAUUGAAAAAGGAAACAUUUUCAUACAUAUUUCAAUGAAUUAUCGCUUAUUGUUUAACAGCUAAACAGCAUCAUUAUUUUUUUUAUUAUAUGUACGCAACAUAUAUAAUGAAUUUAUGCAAA